GGCGAAAGGAGAGGAACAUUGCAUUGCACCGAAGAGUCUAGUUUUGCUCCCAAACGCUUUGACUGUUGUGGACAGUGUGUUACGGUUGGGGGGAGGAGGGCGAGGGAUCGAUGUAGGAAUAACAGGGGCAGACAAGAGGCAACUGAAAAGCAACAACGUCCAACUUUUUGUGCCUCUCUGCUUCCCUCCGCAGAGGGAGGCUGGGCUCGCUCUGCUCUGCUUUGCUUUGCUCCUGCUCUUCGAGGGGGAGAAAACGGGUCCCACGCCGGGCAGUGUUUCAGGCGGAGGCUGGCCCCUCCAGCUCCCCGUGGCCAGCAGGGCUGGCCCGGUUCCCCGCUCGCCAUCCGCUCCCUGAGCUCGCCCAGCUCGCAUCGUGGAGGGGACCCGGGCGCGUCUCCCCACCCAAGCCCCGGCUCUUUGUCCAGUCUCGCCCCGGCCUCCCUCCGGCUCCUGCCCAUCCCGUCCUCCCUGCGAACUAGGCGCUCCGGAUGGCGGCUCCAGCCGCAGCUCCGGCCCCCGAGCGCCCUGCCCGGCUGCGGGAGCAGGAGCGGGCGGCGGCGUGCGAGGGUACCUGCGAAGAUAAUGGAGGGUCGAAAUAAUAGAUGACUCGAUGGAACGAACUAGCGUCCAGAAUUCUGCAAGAAGCUGGGGAGUCUCAUGUACUUGCUUGCUACGAAGGGCAGAAAUUGGGUUAAACAACAUUGUCACCGUUAAUUGUUGGCAUCAGAUUAAUACUCUGCCGGGGUCUCAUCAUGAAACCAAGCAGGAUACAGAUAUACAAGGCAAACUAAAGGUUUCAACUGCUAUUCAGCGCCUCCUCAUUUGUCCCGGAGCCCUAACAGUGGUGCCUUUUCUUUCCUGGCUGCUUUUCCCUGCUUCUGGAGCAGCAGUUAUGGUAGAAGCAGAUGGCUACUGAUUGGGGGCUUUCGCCUACGGCUGCGUUGUACCAAGCGGAUCUGGAUUGGUUUCCCGACGGGACAAAGCCUUUGUGGGAGAGAGCUCAGGGCUUCUCCUCGCCCCAGUGCCGAGAGGUCAGCGACAAAGCAGGGCGCUGUCCCAUCAGAACCAUGCUGCUCUCCCUGCGCGGCUGGGAGGGAUGCAGGGAGGCGCAGGUCAGUGGGUUAGGAGUUGUUCUGGUCCCUUCUUUUUCUGCGUUCUCGGUCACACUGCGAGCCCCAAGCGGGGCAGAACCCCUUCCUGAGGUGACCCAAGGAGACCCUGAGGCGUCAACUUCCGACCCUGCUAUCAAGCCAGAAGAGGAACACCCCUCCCCCCGCCCAUUGCUAUCACUGCCCUCUCAUAACUUUUCAUAUCCCCUCCGGAUGCGCAGAGCCUGGUCUGACACCCCCACCCCUGCUAUUCCUUACUGCUAAAAUGUGUUUAUUCAGAGGAAAGCCACUCGUUUAUGCCAGGGCUAAAGAAGAAAGGCUCCAAGCAGCGAGGAAGCAUUCAAAUAUCCCAGACGAAACGGGGGAAAAUGUAUUAUAUUUCAUUUUAGAAAAACGUUACAUAUAGCUUUCAUGGUCUCUUUGCAUCAGAAGAGAGAGUCUCCCAGGGGAAGGACCCUGAGUAAAUUCACGCUGGAGGAAACUAAAUGCCAAGCUCAUCUUACUGUGGGCAAGAGGUUCUUUUGGUUUCUAAAAUUAAAGAAAAAACAACAGCAAUAGACAACAGAAUUGCCUAUGACCUGGAAAGACACUUGCAAGCCAAAGUCAGCGCCAAGGCUCUUCCUUGCAUUGUAAGAUCAAACUCCGUUGGCUGAAAAGUAACAUUUCCGAAAGUCAGAGUCCUGUCUCGCUCGUUUUAGAUCCCAAAGUUUAAUAGUUGGUGGAAUUCCACACAGGGCUUUAAUGAUCCAGAGGAUAACUCCCCAGAAAGGGAUCUUUGCUGAAUAAACAAGAGAAAAAAAAAUUCUGCAAGUGUACCCGGGGCCCAAAGCCAGGGAGUGGAUUGUAAACGCAGCGAGAUACUUGCAAACAGAGCACCUAGGACAGCAGCCCUACCCUCUCCCACUGCCAUGGAAAUACACUGAUACCAUAGACACUGGGGGGAAUACGGAGCGCAGCUCAUCCUUGGCCACUUUCUGGUUUCCUGGCGCUUGGGAUUAUAUUCUGACCUGAUUCCUGUGAUGGAGGACGCCGGCGUUCAAAGGGGUAUAUGGGACGGAGACGCUAAGGCAGUCCAGCAAUGUUUGACGGAUAUUUUCACCAGCGUUUACACCACCUGCGAUAUCCCGGAAAAUGCUAUCUUCGGCCCUUGCGUACUCAGCCACACUUCUUUGUAUGACAGCAUCGCUUUCAUAGCGCUUAAAUCCACUGACAAGAGAACCGUCCCUUACAUAUUCCGGGUGGACACUUCAGCAGCAAAUGGCUCCUCCGAAGGUCUAAUGUGGCUCCGCCUGGUCCAGUCAGCCAGAGAUAAAGAAGAACAGAACCUAGAAGCUUACAUCAAAAAUGGACAAUUGUUUUAUCGGUCCCUUCGCAGGAUUGCCAAAGACGAGGAGUUAUUAGUUUGGUACGGGAAAGAACUGACGGAAUUACUGUUGCUCACCACCGCCAGAUCCCACAGCAAGAUGAACGGGUCGCCCCCGUACUCUUGCCUGGAGUGCAGCCAGCGUUUCCAGUUCGAGUUCCCCUACGCGGCCCACCUGCGGUUCCGCUGCCCCAAGCGACUGCCCAGCUCCGAGCCCGAGGAGCCGCGCGGCAAGGACAGCGGCAAGGAGCCGGCGGCCAGCCUGGGGCCCGGGGCCAACAAGUACUGCAAGGCCGGCGGGCCGCUCCCCGCGAACUACCCCAGCCCCCAGGACGGCACCGCCAAGCCCUCCACGGACUUCCACAACCUGGCCCGCGAGCUGGAGAACGCCCGGGGGGGCGGCAGCUCCCCGCGCCGCAGCCCGCCCGCGCCCGGCAGCAAAGGCAAGCGGAAAUACCCGCCGGAGGCGGCCGAGGAGCGCGGCCCGGGGGCCGGCCGGGGCCGCUUGCCCUCCUCCCCCAAGGAGGACCUGGUGUGCACCCCGCAGCAGCAGUACCGGCCGGCGGGCAGCUACUUCGGCCUGGAGGAGAGCGGCCGCCUCUUCGGGCCGCCCAGCCCCGAGACGGGCGAGGCCAAGCGCAGCGCCUUCGUGGAGGUGAAGAAAGCCUCGCGCGGGCUGGAGGCCGAGGGCGGCGCGGAGGAGGCGGCGGCGGCGGCGGCGGCGGCGGCGGCGGAGCAGCCGCCGCCGCCGCCGCCGCCGCAGCGCGCCUCGCCCGCGGGCGCCGGGGACCCGCUGCUGGGCGCCCGGCCGGGCGGGCCGCUCUCCGGGGCCAGCCCGGCGCGGGGCAGCGCCUUCACCACGGUGCCGCAGCUGGGCAAGGCGGAGGAGCGGAAAAGCGCCUUCUCCCAGCCGGCGCGCUCCGCCUUCCCCCACGGGGCGCCGCUCGGGCUGGCCCCCAAGCUGGGCGAGCCCUGCCCGGAGGCGGCCGCCGCCGCCCGCCUCUACCCGGCCGACCCGCUGGCCGCCGAGCUGCCCGGCGCCGGCGGGGCGCCCAAGCAGAGCCCCUUCCUCUACGCCACCGCCUUCUGGCCCAAGAGCUCGGCGGCCGGGCCGCUCCAGCUGCAGCUGCCCUCGGCCCUGACCCUGCUGCCGCCCUCCUUCGCCUCGCUGUGCCUGCCGGCCCAGAACUGGUGCGCCAAGUGCAACGCCUCCUUCCGCAUGACCUCCGACCUGGUCUACCACAUGCGCUCCCACCACAAGCGGGAGUACGCCCUGGAGCCGCUGGUCAAGCGCCGCCGCGAGGAGAAGCUCAAGUGCCCCAUCUGCAACGAGUCCUUCCGCGAGCGCCACCACCUCUCCCGGCACAUGACCUCCCACAACUGAAUGCCCCCCCCCGCGGCUGUAGAGUGACAGCCGCCCCCCCCCAGUGCAGCCCUCCCGGGAGCCGAACGCACCGUGGCCCUCCUCAGCCCAU
Dermochelys coriacea (leatherback sea turtle) is the source of this 3947-nucleotide messenger RNA. It is a transcript of the gene PRDM8, whose product is annotated as PR/SET domain 8. Gene Ontology annotation, cellular component: nucleus. The transcript is spliced from 8 exons. Gene Ontology annotation, biological process: regulation of DNA-templated transcription. Gene Ontology annotation, molecular function: protein binding. The coding region runs from base 2129 to 3856 and encodes 575 amino acids. The record is from RefSeq and is a predicted model, not a curated record. Lineage: Eukaryota; Metazoa; Chordata; Testudines; Dermochelyidae.